UUGCAAGUGAAAAUUACGUGUUUAACACAUGGUUGGUAAAUAUAGAAAGUAAAAAAAAAAUUCUCAAUUUCAAAACAAUUUUCAGGUGUUUGUGUGUUUAAACACAAUGAAUUUAACAAACAAUCAAAAAUUUUCAAUCAAUCAUGAUCCUAUCAAGGGACGAUGUUUAAUAGCAAACGAAACAAUUUAUACUGGUGAAAUUAUAUUCGAAGAAUUACCAUUAGUUUGUUCACAAUUUUUAUGGAAUGCUGAAUGUAAAUAUGAUGCUUGUCAAUUUUGUUUAACACCAUUAGAAACGGCCGAAGAAAAUGUUACUCGAUUGACAAAAGAACAAAUACAAUUACCAUACGUUGAACAAUGUUGUCAAACAAACAAAUCCAAACAUAUCAAUUGUUCGGGUUGUGGACAAAAUGAACGAUAUUGUUCGAUUGAAUGUUGUCAACUUGCUUAUGAACAUUAUCAUCAAUUAUUAUGUCCUUCACGAUCGAAAGAAUUGGAAAAUAAUUUGAAUAAAUUAUGUGAUUUAUGGAAAUCAAUUCAUUAUCCACCCGAAACGGCUAGUAUAAUGUUAUUGGUAAAAAUUUUGGCCCGAAUUAAACAAGAUCCAACAUUUAUUGAAAAAUUACAACAAUUUUCAAGUAAUAUUAUUGUUGAACAAACGGAUAAACUUGUUCAUAUUCUAUGUGGAGAUAAAUUUCAUGAACAAAUUGAAAUUCUUCGACAAAUUGUUUCGGAAAUAUUUUCACCAAAUGAUGAAAUAUUACGACCAUUUCUCACUGAAAAUGGUUUCAAAUCAUUAUUGGCAAUAAUUGGAAAAAAUGGUCAAGGAAUUGGUACCAGUGCAUUUAGUCAAUAUGCAAAAAAUUGUGAACAAUUUUUUGCCAAUAACCCAGAAGAAUUGGAUAAAAUUAAUCAAUUAACUGAUAAUUUAUUUGACAAAAUGGAUGAAAUUUCUGGUUGUUUUUUAAACAAUGAAGGAUCUGGUCUUUAUGAAUUACAAAGUUGUAUUAAUCAUAGUUGUCAACCAAAUAGUGAAGUAUGUUUUUUAAAAAAUAAUUUUAUUCUUUCAUUGAAAGCAAUAGAAACAAUUAAUCAAGGUGAAGAAAUUACUAUUUGUUAUUUGGAUGAAUGUUGGCAAAAUCGUAGCCGUCAUAGUCGAAAUAAAUAUUUACGAAAAAAUUAUCUAUUCAUUUGUCAAUGUCGAAAAUGUCAACAACAGAUUAAUGAUCCGGAUGUUACCAGUGAUGAUGAAGAAGAUUCAGAUUUACAAUCAAAUCCUGAUGACGCAAUGAUGAUGUAAUGAAUUGUGAUUGAAA
This is a messenger RNA of Dermatophagoides pteronyssinus (European house dust mite), 1316 nucleotides long. Its product is annotated as protein-lysine N-trimethyltransferase SMYD5-like. The record is from RefSeq and is a predicted model, not a curated record. Gene Ontology annotation, molecular function: histone H4K20 methyltransferase activity; protein binding. Gene Ontology annotation, biological process: negative regulation of gene expression, epigenetic. Lineage: Eukaryota; Metazoa; Arthropoda; Arachnida; Sarcoptiformes; Pyroglyphidae.